This is a messenger RNA of Anoplophora glabripennis (Asian longhorned beetle), 962 nucleotides long. RefSeq lists its product as uncharacterized. Lineage: Eukaryota; Metazoa; Arthropoda; Insecta; Coleoptera; Cerambycidae. The record is from RefSeq and is a predicted model, not a curated record. The coding region runs from base 463 to 897 and encodes 144 amino acids. The transcript is spliced from 3 exons.
CUGAUAACUCUUGCUCGAAUUUUUUUUUUUAUAAAAGUUGAAUUAAAAAAAUUAUCUGACCUGGUACAUUAAAAUGGGACACCUUGAACAUUAAUUUGUAAGAAUCUCAAGACAUUUAAAUUAAUCUACUCAUUAGUCAUUACUAGGAAUGUACAGAUUAAAUUCUUAUUCACAAAAAUUUAAAAUCAGUUACAAAAAAGUAUUUUUUGAACUAGUAUGUUUUCAUUAAAUACUUUUGUUGCCCAUAUAUGUACUACAUUUAUGCAGAAAAUUCUACAUUGUAAAAUUUGAAAUCCAUAAACUACGUCAAAUUUUUACUUGAUUUAUAAAUUUUAUAUGUAGAUCUAGGUAGUUUAUGCCAAGUUGACAUUUCUGGUAAUGUAAAGUGUAAGAACCAAAUUCGAGUGCAGAAGCCAUAUUUCAUUAACACAAAAUUGUCUUUUUAAAUUAAAUUUAAAAUUAAUGGGUACCAAAGACAGUGUAGAAUUUAAAAAUGCUCUACGAGAUAUUGCUCAAUAUGCGCAUCAGUUAAAUAGUCCAUUUGACAGAGUAAGAUGCGUCGAAUGGGUAAGGAAAUUAGCUAGUCUAUCAGACGAGGAUUUAGAAACUUGUAAAAUAAAAAAUGAAUAUAUUCAGUUUUUAAGAAUACAAGUUAGAAAUAAUUUUUUGCAUGGUCCGUUUGUCAACCCACCUACGGAUGUGGGUAAAUUAGCAACCCUCUCGGAAUGCCUAGGAAAUAUUAUGGCAAAGCAGAUCCCUUACCUUCCAAGGAUAGGACCAGUGAGUCCAAUUCUGUAUCACAAAUCUCCAGAUGGUAGAGCUUAUAUUUCUGCUAAACAAGUACCUGGUGGUGGAGUUUUCUGCUAUAUGGCAGUCAGUCCAGAUGGUUUGAAAUAAAUGUAAAAUAAUAAAUAAAUGUAAUUUUUUAUAUUAACUACACUCGAGACAUAAAUAUAUGUUAC